AUGGCUGAACGAGAUCCUCCCUGUUCUUCUCAUCUUCCGUCAGAUGAUUCCACAGAGCAUGCUCGAAGACUCUUGAUAUUUGGGCCUCAAGCGCUGAAUUUCGACAUCACAGCGCUUCGUAAACUCGGACUCCGUCUACACUUGCCGAACAACCUCUGGCUCUUGGACAGCGUCUCAAGAUUGUACAAAAGCUGGCCAAGCUUAUAUCAAGCCAUUCCUCACUUGAAUGGUGUACAGGCUGAAAGAUAUCUGCUCCGCUUGACUGAGGCAUUGCAGGCCAAUGUCUAUGAUGAAUCGUUGUUUCCACUGCCCCACAUCCUGCUGGCGCCUCUAGUCGUCAUCACCCAUCUUGUACAGUACACGACAAAUCUCAGCACGAGUCGGCAGAACUCAGGAGAAGACGAUUUCGCAGCUGCCAUCAAGGAUGCUGAAAUCUUGGGACUCUGUACGGGUACGCUGAGUGCUUUCGCCAUAGCCUGCGCAUCGUCGCUCAAGCAACUACAACAAUAUGGUACCGCAGCCAUUCACAUUGAUAUGGCUAUUGGCGCUUUUGUUGAUGCCUACGAUCAUGAGAACGGCAUGUCGUACUCGCUUUCUGUAGCUUGGAGCGAGGUGACCCAAGAAUCUACUGUCCAAGAGCUCUUACAGGAAUUCCCCAACGCGUACGUCUCAGUCAAAGUCGACAAACGAAGAUGUACUAUCACAAUGAAUCAGCAGAUCAUGAGCGCACUAAGGCACAAGCUUGAGGAGGCUGGAUUGCAUGUGACUGAUCUCAAGCUCUCUGGUCGAUUCCAUUGGUGGCGACACCAGGAUUCUGUACAUUCAUUGUUGCAAUUUUGCGAUGGAAACUCUCAGUUCCAACUCCCGGAAGCUGCACAAACAUUGGCUCCUGUUAGGUUGGAGUCUGGUGGCCCAACCUUGAUGACCGGAAGCUUGCACAACCUCGCAAUUAGGUCCAUUCUGCUGGACCAAUCCGACUGGCUUACCAUAUACACUUUAUCAGACUUUGAAAAGAGCCUUCCUUCGAAGCUGAAGAUUACUUGUUUCGGCUUGGAACACUGUGUACCUCCGACUGUUGCCAAAAGGCUGGGUCCCUCUUUGGAAUAUGCUUGCGAUAUCGAGGCUAUCACUCUGUCUGGGUCCCCCAAUCCUGCUAGCUCGCAAUCGCUUCCAAGAGCAUCACUGUCACCUGAUCAACGUAUCGCUGUUGUGGGUAUGUCAUGUCAUGCACCGGGUGCCAAAGAUCUCGAUGAGUUUUGGGAAGUUCUCACGAGCGGAGAAUCUCAACACACCGAAGUGCCUGACCAGCGAUUCAGCAUGUCAACCCCGUGGAAACCCUUAGACCCGAGUAAAAAGUGGUACGGCAACUUUAUCAAAGACCACGACAAAUUCGAUCACAAAUUUUUCAGGAAGAACCCUCGUGAAGUUGCCUCCACCGAUCCCCAGCAACGAUUGGCUCUCAAGCUCGCGUACCAGGCGGUCGAGCAGUCCGGAUACCUGAGCCGAGCUCAAAAUGAUAAGCACGUCGCUUGUUACAUCGGUGUCGGUAACAACGACUACGAGCGUAACAUUGCAUGCCACUCGGCUAAUGCAUACUCGGCAAAGGGCAAUCUGCGAGGAUUCAUCGCUGGAAACAUCAGUCAUUAUUUCGGUUGGACUGGACCGAGUAUGACUUUUGAUUCUGCUUGCUCGUCGUCAACCGCAGCUAUCCACUAUGCAUGCCAAUCUAUCUCUAGCGGAGACUGUACGGCGGCCCUCGCUGGGGGUGUCAACCUCUUCACCAACCCUGAUUGGUUUUACAAUCUGUCUGGCGCUUCAUUCCUGAGUCCUAGCGGCCAAUGCAAGCCAUUUGAUGCUGAUGCUGACGGCUACUGUCGCGGAGAAGGAGGUGGCUUUGUCUACCUUAAGAGCCUGGAUCGUGCACAAACCGAUGGCGAUCAGAUCUUUGGCGUCAUUGCAGCCACACAAGUCUACCAAAACCAGAACUUCACGGCCAUCACCGUGCCAAACGCACCAUCUCUAUGCGUUUUGUUCCAGGAUGUUAUUCGCAAAGCCAAUCUCAAGCCUAACGACAUCACUGUCGUGGAGGCACAUGGAACAGGUACUCCUGUUGGCGACCCGGCGGAAUACGCUGGAAUCCAGAUGGCUUUAGGAGCGGAAGCACGCAGUCAGACACUUCAUCUCACAUCUGUCAAGGGCUCUAUCGGCCAUUGCGAGUUCGCUUCUGGCGUCCUGUCGUUGUUGAAAGUAUUGCUUAUGCUUUAUCAUGGCAUCAUACCUCCUCAAGCUAGCUUCUCUCGAGUCAACCCCAAGCUGCAAGCUUCGGCAGGGGACAAGAUCCAAAUUCCGCGGGUGUGUAUACCGUGGACAACCGGCUUUCGCGCCGCGCUCAUCAACAAUUAUGGUGCAUCUGGUUCCAACGCUUCCAUGGUCGUCAGUCAAUACUCCCAAGCUCACUCACUGCAAGCAGUGGUUCCGCAUGCUGUUGGGUUGAGUGCUCCGAUCCGACUGUGUGGACUCGAUGAUCAGAGUCUGGUGGCGUACUGUGCGAAAUUGGGUCAAUUUUUGCAGAAACAAAGAUCAACCAGAAGCAAUCUCUCUAUACACAAUCUUUCCUUCCAGCUCUGCCGCCAAGCCAACUGCGUUUUGCCUCAGUCUCUGAUAUUGAGCGCAAGAUCCUGUGCCGACCUGCACCAACAACUUAGGUCUUUGCGACAGACGAAGCAUUGCACAAUUUCAAUCCAGCAGUCACCCACACGUCCAGUUAUUCUGUGCUUUGGCGGGCAGAUCUCAACUUUCGUUGGGCUGGAUCCUCUUAUCUACCAACGGAUCUUCAUCUUUCGGCUGCAUCUCGACAAUUGCAAUACUACGUGCUUGUCAUUAGGACUCGAUAGUAUCUUCCCUGAAAUCUUCCAACGCUCGACCAUCGUGGACGUCGUGAAGCUGCAAUGUGCUUUGUUCGCCAUGCAGUACUCUUGUGCAAAGGCGUGGAUUGAUUGUGGAGUCUCAGUCGCUGCCAUCGUGGGUCACAGCUUUGGCGAGCUGGUUGGUCUCUGUAUCGCUGGAGCAUAUACACUGAAGGAUGCCUUGAAAUUGAUCUCCGGUCGCGCAGCCAUUGUUCGCGACUUCUGGGAGGAGGACAAUGGCGUGAUGCUGGCCGUAGAGGGAGACAAAGCUACCCUUGAUACGCUAAUAGCACUGGCCAAGCAGCAGCCUGGAUCCCAGGCCGACCCCUCAAUCGCGUGUUACAAUGGUCCGCGAGCUUUCACGCUUGCCGGCAGUCAACAGGCUAUCGAUCUAAUCUUGGAUCUGGUAGCUGCCAAUGAUAGCUUUGCUCAUCUUAGAAUAAAGAGAUUGAAUGUGACAAACGCUUUUCACACGGCGCUUGUGGACUCUCUCGAGCAAAAACUUGUGUGCCUAGGCAAGGAUAUCACGUUUUUGNAUCCUGUGAUCCGCAUCGACCGAGCAGUCGAACAGUACGAAAACCCUUUGGAUAGCCGCUUCGUGUUCGAACACAUGAGAAGUCCUGUUUUCUUCAGCGCGGCAGUUCAGCGACUGUCAAAGGAUUUUCCUCGGCAAUCUGGCUCGAAGCCGGCUCGAAAUCCACUGUGA
This is a messenger RNA of Aureobasidium uvarum, 3612 nucleotides long. NCBI's taxonomy places the organism in Eukaryota, Fungi, Ascomycota, Dothideomycetes, Dothideales, Saccotheciaceae. The record is from the annotation of a GenBank genome assembly.